CUUUAUAUUAAAAAUUAAAAUCUGAAGAAGUUGAAUGAAACUAGAAGACUUGAGACUAAAUGAAUGAUAAAGUUUAAAAUGAAAAUAUUAGAAUUAAUUAAAUUAUUAGCUAAAAAUGGUAUGAAAACACACGAACUGAAUCAGCUGUUUAGAGCUGCUUAAGAGCACGUGGGUCAAACUGAUUAUGAUUGAAAAUUGAAUUUCAAACAUACAAAAAAGUGGCAAUACAUGCAGCGGCCAAGGUUUUAUAAUACGUCUUGUUGUUCCGUUUUAAACAGUUUAACUGAUUCGUUUAGCAUAAUGUCGCUUCCAACAUUAAAGUGCAAAAUAGGUCCAUCUAUUCUGAAUUCAGAUCUAUCAGAAUUAUUUAAUGAAUCAAAAAAAUUAUUAGACAAUGGUGCUGACUAUUUGCACUUGGACGUUAUGGAUGGACAUUUUGUUCCAAAUCUUACAUUCGGUCAUCCUGUUGUCAAGUGUUUGCGGUCAAAAUUAAAGGAUGCGUUUUUUGAAACUCAUAUGAUGGUAUCAAAUCCAGAGCAGUGGAUAGAACCUAUGGCUGAUGCUGGAGUUGAUCAAUAUACAUUCCAUGUAGAACCAGUUAAAGAUAUUGUUCCAGUUUGUCGAAAAAUCAAAGAAGCAGGUAUGAAAGUUGGAUUGGCUAUAAAACCUGGUACAGGAAUUGAAGCAAUCAGACAAUUUAUUGAUAUGGCUGAUUUAAUAUUAGUAAUGACCGUUGAGCCUGGAUUUGGUGGACAAAAAUUUAUGACAGAUAUGAUGCCAAAAGUACAAUGGUUGCGCCACAAUUAUCCAUUAUUGGACAUUGAAGUUGAUGGAGGUGUUGGUCCAUCAACAAUUAGUGCGUGUGCAGAGGCUGGAGCAAAUGUGAUAGUAUCAGGAACUGCCAUCAUUGGAGCUGUCGACCAACGUGCAGUGAUUGCACAACUUAGAGAAACUGUGGAGAGUUCUAUUCAUAAAUGUAAUGUUUAAAAUGCAAUAAUAAAAGGUGUAUUUUGGUUCGCAUAUGAACUGAUAUGAUCAGUGUAAGUUCAAAUUGUUAAAGUUUUCUAUGCCACUAUAUUUAUAUUGAAUAGUUUUGUUAAAAAUAUUAAGUGAUUAUAGAAAUGAAAUAUCAGUUCAUGUGUGUGUUCAGGUAGCUACACCUAUAAAACGAAUACCAUUGAGCCUGUCCAUCAAAUUUUACUCAUUAGAAAUAAGGAAAUAAAAGGGGUUAAAAUAAUUUUUUUAAAACUUAUUAUUUUACAAAAUAAUUAAAAAAUAAAAGGCAAUUUUUUUGCACUAUGGUUUUCCACAAGUAUACAGAGUGUCUGUGACUCGACGGGCGUAGCUUAACUUAUUCUUUGUACAAUUUUAAGUCGAAAGUGCCUUUUAUACUUGUGUCCAAAACUCAAUAGUUAAGGAGUUAUGGGUACUAUUGAAUUUAAUCAAUAAAGUAAGUACAUUGUUGAGUAAAGUAGUUAAAUGUUUUAUUAAUUAAAAACUUUUCUUCGUUCACUAUUAGAGCGACUAUUUUCGACCAUGUUAAGAAUGGUUCUUCGUCGGAAAGUUCUUGCUGUACAAGACGUUCUGCAUUAGCUUUAAAAAAAUUAGCCUUUUCUACCAAAUGACGAUGAAUAUUUAAGAAUACUUGUUUAUUAGAAAAUAUUAGAUCAGGAAACCGCCGCUAAUAUUCCCGCACUGACGCUCUUGCAUUUCCGCCACAAUAUCCGUAAAUGAAGUGAAUAUUGACAUAUUUUUAAUUUUUAAACCAUUAAAUUGAUAUUAAAAUUACAAUUUAAAAAAUAAAAAACACAAACAAACAAUCAAAUGUUUAAGUUUACUUCUCUUGACUAUUAGCUUUGCCGGGACAUAAUAGUGCACAUAACUCCUUAACUAUUGGUUUUUGGACAAAAGUAUAUAAGGCAUUGUCGAGUUAAAAUUGUCCAAAGAAUACGCUCUUAAGCUAAGUCCAUCGAGUCACGGGACACUCUGUAUAUUAUGUUUAACUCGUAAAAGAAAUUAUUUUUGGAAAUCAAUUUUGACAUUUUUUUAUAGAAAUUAUUUGUAACAUUCAUUCCAAUUCAUGCAAUAUAUUCAUGAUUUAAUUAUUCAUGAUAAACAUCUAGGAUACGUUCCUAAAUACAACAAAAGGUCAGGCCAAUUGGUACGAUCAAUUUACAUUGUAUAAAUCUAAAUUGAUGACAUCUUAGCGUGCCAGAUGGCAUGACGGCUUUUAUUUAGGAACGUACGUUUUUAAUUUAAAUGAAUUAUUGUACUCGUGAAAAUACAACCAAAAAUAACUAUAACACUGCAAAUAACGAAAAUCGACGAAUGUGAUAUGAAGUGAUUAGAGUCGAUAAGAAAAUAAAAAGCACAUUAAAUUUUUUUUUUUUUAAAGGCACCAAAAAAUUAUUGAUAAUAUUUUAUAUUUGUUUAAUAUAAAUCUUCAAUUUUACUACAGAUACGUUUAUAAAUCAUAAUUAUAGAAUAAAAAUUGUAACAGAA
Messenger RNA from Chrysoperla carnea, 2502 nucleotides. RefSeq names its product ribulose-phosphate 3-epimerase (gene Rpe). NCBI's taxonomy places the organism in Eukaryota, Metazoa, Arthropoda, Insecta, Neuroptera, Chrysopidae. The transcript is spliced from 4 exons. Gene Ontology annotation, molecular function: D-ribulose-phosphate 3-epimerase activity; metal ion binding. The record is from RefSeq and is a predicted model, not a curated record. Bases 229 to 987 code for a protein of 252 amino acids. Gene Ontology annotation, biological process: pentose-phosphate shunt, non-oxidative branch; carbohydrate metabolic process; pentose-phosphate shunt. Gene Ontology annotation, cellular component: cytosol.